AUUCGGAUGACACCAGCAUGGAUGCAGAAGCUGAGAAUCCGCCUCUAGGCUGCAGGGAUGGCAGCGAUCCUCUUUCUGCUGAGAAACCUUUGGAGACUGAUGAUCCUCAAAGUGAUCCACCUGCACAGGCUUCUGUCAGCAAUGGCGGCGAUUCUGAGAUUGGGAAAGAGCUGGUUGCUAAAGUUAUCUGGAACAAAAAUAAGUAUGACUUGAAGUUCCCUGAUAACACAGGGGCUGACCUGAAGCAGAAAAUCCACUCACUUACAGGCCUUCCACCUGCAAUGCAGAAGGUCAUGUUCAAAGGACUUCUACCAGAGGAUAAAACUUUACGGGAAAUCAAAGUGAUCAAUGGAGCAAAAAUAAUGGUGGUUGGCUCAACUAUCAAUGAUGUCUUGGCAGUUAACACACCGAAAGAUGCUGCUCAGCAGGAAGUGAAAUCAGAAGAGACCAAAAAGGAGCCCCUUUGCAGACAAAAGCAACACAGGAAAGUGUUAGAUAAAGGAAAACCUGAAGAUGUGAUGCCUUCUGUCAAGGGUGCCCAGGAGCGCCUGCCAACUGUUCCUUUAUCGGGCAUGUACAACAAGUCGGGUGGGAAAGUGCGGCUCACCUUUAAACUCGAACAAGAUCAGCUCUGGAUUGGCACUAAAGAAAGAACAGAAAAGUUGCCCAUGGGGUCUAUCAAGAAUGUGGUGAGUGAACCUAUCGAAGGACAUGAGGAUUAUCACAUGAUGGCCUUCCAGCUGGGUCCUACUGAAGCCUCUUACUACUGGGUCUAUUGGGUGCCUACUCAAUACGUCGAUGCCAUCAAGGACACAGUGCUGGGGAAGUGGCAGUAUUUUUGAAGGCACGCUCACCUCUGGCACUGGAGACUGACAUGAACCUAAGGACACUGCUAGGAGAGGCCUGGACAUGGGUCGUCCUGGAACUUCUUAUCGAUACGAUCUCAAAGAGGCCUGGGAGGACGCCAGAGGUGGGGAUCUCUCGCCAUUAGUUUAUUUUUAACUUAAAAAGUGCAGCAGCAGCCUUUGUUCGGCAGCCCAGCUUCAACCAUAUUUAAAAACAAAAAGCAAAUAUGAUGGAAAUCAAUAAAUCUUAAUUCACAAAC
This is a messenger RNA of Lacerta agilis (Sand lizard), 1105 nucleotides long. It is a transcript of the gene UBFD1, whose product is annotated as ubiquitin family domain containing 1. NCBI's taxonomy places the organism in Eukaryota, Metazoa, Chordata, Lepidosauria, Squamata, Lacertidae. Gene Ontology annotation, molecular function: cadherin binding; RNA binding. The record is from RefSeq and is a predicted model, not a curated record.